Messenger RNA from Glycine soja, 3290 nucleotides. RefSeq names its product LMBR1 domain-containing protein 2 homolog A-like. The record is from RefSeq and is a predicted model, not a curated record. Lineage: Eukaryota; Viridiplantae; Streptophyta; Magnoliopsida; Fabales; Fabaceae. Gene Ontology annotation, cellular component: membrane. The transcript is spliced from 15 exons. Bases 1450 to 3165 code for a protein of 571 amino acids.
GUCGAAAGAGGAAGUAAUGUAGUGCACUAAGGGUAAGCUUGAAAGAAACUGCAUGACACUGAAACCAAUCAAGAGUUGUGUGCAGCAAGCUUACCUCAUCAAUCUGAACAGUUGGUUACUAUUCUAAGUCUUCAUGCAAAUUCAUUCUGAUUCGAGAAUUCCAGUUCCUCUAAUAGUGAUGAAGAAGUGAAGAUUGUUGUGAAAGUGAUGAAGCAGAGUGUUCUCAGUUAUGCAGAACGUGGAAACAGUUAAUUGUACCAGCAAGGUAAUCGAUGACGAUGAUGAUCUGUUUUGAGAUUAAAUAUGCAAAAUGAAAUGUUUAACAACUUACAGUUUAAGAAGAUGGGAAUCGGAAAUUAUUAUACAUUUUUCAGUUAUAACUUAUAAGUCAUCAAUUCCGUAUCAGUUCCAAUGAAAAUACUCACUUUGUUAAAAACUCUCAAAGAUUUGUUAUUUUCGUCAGAGACGGAUCCCAAGUACAUUGCAACUUCUUUAAAUUUAAUUAUUACAUAUAUUUAUUGACUUCUGAUUAAAAUAUAAUUUAGAAUCCCUUCAAAAAAAAAAAAAUAGAAUUAGAUCCUCUCCUAGAUAUGGUCAUGUUAGAGAAAAAGACACGAAAAUAAUUAGCGAGUCUCGUGACUAAUUAUGAGUUUGGUAAAAAUUGGGCUAAAAAUAAAAUACAUUUUUGUUCCUCAUCUUCUUUUUAAAUAAGUUUUACUUUAAUCCCUUAAAUUUAAAGUUUCAUUUUAAUUUUUUGAAGUCCCUUGUUAUAUUAAAUGGGUAUUUCUGUCAUUUCAGUAUAUUGUGUUAAAUUUGAUUAACAUAUGAUUAAAAUCGAACCCAAAUUCUUCCACUGACUAAAUAUUUUUCACUUAUAAACACUGCAAUCUUGCAUAAUUGUGUUAACUUUUUUUAUUUAUAUAUUGUUUGAUGUCAAUUUAAUGAUAAAUUAAUAUAAUGGUCAAUUUAAUUUAACAAAAACACUUUAAAUACCACAAUAUAACUUGUUAAACUUAAGUAAUCAAACUGAAAUUAAAAAAAAAAAGAUGAAGUGAUAAAAAAAAGAUAUUUUAACCUAAAAUUUGUGAAUUUAUCUUUGGUGAGAGAUCCAAAUCCAUUAAAAUAAAAGAUAUGUAUUAUUCUGCGAGACCCCGCAUAUAUGAUUUACAAAUGAGAUGACACAUGGGUGAACUAGCAUGCUAAAUAAGGUAGUGAAGAGCAAAAAAGGGGUCCUCUUGACCGGUUCUCCUUGUUCUUCAAGUUAUUUGCUAACAAAAACUCUUUUCUCAGACGUCCUCUGAUUUCCCGUUUCUGUGUAAUAUUAUUCAGAUUGGAAAAGGAGAAACGCAGGAAGAGAAAAAUAUUGUACAUUAUACAUGUAAAGAAAGGGACAUGCACAUAUAUAUAUAACGUGAAACAUAAGGAAGUGUAACAUAUAUAAGCAUAAAAAUGUGGGUGUUCUAUAUGUUCUCAUUGCCCGUGGCCGUUGGCAUGGUGAUUGUUACAUUGAAAUAUUUCUCUGGACCUGAUGUACCCAAAUAUGUGUUCUUCACCGUUGCAUACACAUGGUUCUGCUCCCUCUCCAUCAUCAUCCUCGUCCCUGCUGAUAUAUGGACGUCACUAAAUGAUGAUGAAAAUGAAGCAAUUUCCUUCUUGUGGAGUUUGACAUAUUGGAGUACCUUCUUACUUACAUGGGCUGUGGUUCCCACUAUUCAGGGUUAUGAAGAUGCUGGAGACUUCACAGUGAAAGCAAGAUUGAGGACCAGCUUACAUGGAAACCUUGUUUUCUAUCUGUGUCUCGGUUCUGUAGCACUCUUUGGAUUGAUAUUACUAAUUUCUUUGCACAAAAAUUAUUGGAGUGGUAAUGUUACCGGUUUUGCCAUGGCUUGCUCUAAUACAUUUGGACUGGUUACCGGUGCAUUUCUACUUGGAUUUGGUUUGAGUGAAAUUCCAAAAGGCAUUUGGUUAAGUGCAGAUUGGAACAUUGAGCAAAAAGUUCUUUCACAUAAAGUUGCAAAAAUGGCUGUCAAAUUAGAUGAUGCUCAUCAUGAUUUUUCAAAUGCUAUUGUUAUCACCCAGGCAACAUCGAAGCAAAUGUCCAAGCGGGAUUCUUUGAGACCCUACAUGAAUAUAAUUGACAAAAUGUUGCUUCAGAUGUUGAAGGAAGACCCCUCCUUCAAACCACAGGGUGGAAGACUAGGAGAAAGUGACAUGGAUUAUGAUACAGAUGAUAAAUCUAUGGCAGCACUAAGACGUCGUCUUAAGAGAGCUCGUGAACAGUACUAUCGAUAUAGAAGUGAAUAUACAAAAUUUGUCGUAGAAGCCCUUGAGCUGGAGGAUACCAUAAAGAAUUAUGACCGACGUGAUGCUACAGGAUGGAAAUAUUUUUCAUGCUUGAGGCCUGAACGCAUAGGCAAAGUAGGUGCGCUUUUGGAUACAAUAGAGUUUCUAUGGCGAUGUAUAUUAUGGAAACAGCUUGAGAAAUCAUUGGCUGUUAUAUUGGGCUGCAUGUCAUUUGCAAUUCUAUUAGCAGAGGCUACCAUACUCACCAGUGGAGUUGAUUUAUCCCUUUUCUCUAUCCUAGUACAUGCUGGAGGGCAGCAAGAGGUGCUUGUACAGUUGGCUGCUUUCAUCCCCUUAAUGUAUAUGUGUAUCUGUACAUAUUAUUCCUUGUUUAAAAUGGGAAUGAUGAUGUUUUACUCACUGACACCAAAACAAACAAGCUCAGUAAGCCUGCUUAUGAUAUGCUCGAUGAUUGCAAGAUAUGCAGCACCCAUUUCAUACAACUUUCUCAAUCUCAUUAAUCUUGGUGGGGGUAGAAAAACAAUUUUUGAACAAAAAAUGGGAAAGAUCAAUGACGCUGUUCCCUUUUUUGGAAAAGGAUUCAACAAAAUUUACCCCCUCAUCAUGGUUGUAUACACUUCACUAAUAGCAAGCAAUAUUUUUAACCGGGUCAUCAAGUAUUGUGGGAAUUGGAAAAUAUUCAAGUUCAAUGAUGAUGCAGAAGAUAUGGAUGGAUUUGACCCAUCCGGAGUAAUAAUAUUGCAGAGAGAACGUUCUCUUCUCCAACAAGGGCACAAAGUUGGUGAACUUGUUUUUCCUUUGGCAAGGAGUUUCAGUGUGACUAUGGAUGUCGAGUCCAACAGCAAGGCCAUGUUGAGAUGACUUGCAGCACUGAACCAAGAAAGCUAAUAAAAAAUCUGAGCAAAGAUUUGUAGAAGCAGCCUCAAACUAUCUCAAAGUUAGUCUUGUGUUACUAACUGCAACUCCUCCUCCCCUCCCUCUAUUUC